Molecule: messenger RNA, 4528 nt
Organism: Entelurus aequoreus (snake pipefish)
Lineage: Eukaryota; Metazoa; Chordata; Actinopteri; Syngnathiformes; Syngnathidae
Gene: vwa5b2
Product: von Willebrand factor A domain containing 5B2
Exons: 22
Coding region: 67-4203 (1378 amino acids)
Source: RefSeq, a predicted model, not a curated record
UAGACGAGGCACAUCUUCAGACUGGGCAUUGACCAGCACAGAGUUGUUGGGACCCCAACUGAAAAGAUGGUUGGACUGAGAAACCGCUCCACGUGGGAACCUUUGCUGCUCAAGUCCUCCUGCAUCAAAUCCUGCGCCAUUGGCUGCUCCCUGGGCAUCACGGCGCACCUCACCUAUGCCAACGCAGACAAGGAGCCUGUUGAAGGUGUGUUUGUGUACCCUCUUGGAGAAAAAGAGGUGGUGGUGGGCUUUGAAGCCACAAUCGCAGGACGCCAGAUGGGCGUUCAGAUCCAGAACCGAGGGAAGCUGAAGGACUGCUGCUUGGACUGCUGCCCGGGUUCUGGUCCUGACGGCCGGGAAUGGAACUGCUGCGGGAGCUCCGGUCUGGACAUGCAGUGCACCAAUGGACAUCUCAUUCUGGACGAAGACCUGGAGAGAACCACCUUCAUCGUGGGCACAGGGGUCAUAGGUCCCAUGGAUAUUGUUUCCAUCAUCAUGAAGACCACACUGGAACUUCCUACAUUAGAAAAUGGAGCCAUCCGCAUUGUCUACCCGACAAUCCUGACGCCCGUCGUCACACACAUGACCACAAGCAAGAGUGAAAACGGGGGGAAAUCCGAAGACACCGGACCAACCAGCUGUUUUGGUGCCACCUCGGGAAAACAGGACCGGGUUCUAGAUACACAGCAGCAGUAUUGUGCCCAUGCCAUCUUCACACGUCCAGCAGCAAAUUUGGCUCCUUAUGAACUCAACUUUCAACUGCUGGUCCGAGGGGCCUGUCUGCUGGCCGGACUGGAGAGCCCCACUCACGCCCUGAGGGCCGAUGCUGACCCCAGUGCCCAAAGUGCCUCCAUCACCUACAUCACCUUAGCGCAGGAGCAUCCCUAUGACCGACACAUAGAGAUCAUUCUGCACCUCAGCGAACCACACAGCCCACUGGUCAUCAUAGAGAAGGGCAGGCUCUCCUUCGGCCAGUACGGACAGCACAUUCACUCUCGACGGGAUUUCAUCCGCUGCACCCGCAAAGAUCCCCAACCAGAGAAAAAGGUGGAGUUUGUGAGGAAGCGCUACCACAAGGACAUUCUCAACAACCCAGUGUUGAUGCUCAACUUCUGUCCUGAUUUGUUGGGGGAGCCUCUGGAGCUGAACAAAGCAAACAGAGAAAUCAUGUUCCUGGUGGACCGCAGCGGCAGCAUGAGCGGCGCCAACAUGCGUCGGGUGAAGGAAGCAAUGGCGGUCGCGCUAAAGAGCCUCCCUGCAGGCACCUUGUUCAACAUCGUCGGCUUCGGCACCAACGUCAAGUCUCUGUUCACGGCCAGCAAGCUCUGCACCGACGUCACGCUGAUGCAGGCGUACGAGUAUGUCCAGAAGAUGAGAGCUGACAUGCGAGGCACCGACCUGAUGGGGGCGCUGUCCUGGGUGUACCAGCAGCCCAUGCAGCAGGCGUACCCUCGCCAGGUGUUCAUCAUCACAGACGGGUCCAUCAGCAACGUGGGCAACGUUUUAGAGCUGGUCCGGAGGAACACGUGCGCUGGCAGAUGCUUUGGCUUAGGUCUGGGUCCCCGAGCCUGCAGGCGACUCCUGCAGGGCGUGGCCAAGCUGACAGGAGGCACCACAGAGACUUUGGAAGAUGGGGAACGACUUCAGCCAAAGCUCAUCAAGUCACUGAAAAAGGCCCUUGAACCUGUGCUGACUGAUGUGCGGAUUGACUGGUACCUGCCCGAAAAUGUGGAGGCCCUUCUUUCCCCAAAUGAAAUACCUCCCCUCUACCCGGGGAAUCGCCUUAUUGGUUACUGCACGCUGUAUGACAUGACAACAUUUAAUGCCAAGUGUCAAGAGCGGGCCUAUAAAGGUACACGUAAUGCCUCCAUUGGCUCGGUUUUUUGCCAGUCGAAUGAUGAGACCUCGCCUCCUACUUCGGAACUCAUGCCUGCAGCUGCCUGCUCGGAAGGUAAUGACUUGGAGGAGGCGCUGAGGGAGAUCUCCAGAGAGAUCUCCUAUGAGUUUUCCUGUGCCAAAGAUGCUGACCCCACAGGCUGGUCCAGUGAUGUUCGGAAAAGGAUUCAGGAGAGCUCCUACAUCCAGGAGCAGUAUGUCCUCACCCACUGCUCCCUUAGUAGCGAGCGCAGUCCUCCUACGCACGUGCAGGCCUCGUCAAGUUCGGACAAUACGAGCAGGGCCUGUCCGCCUGACCCCAUUGACUCCGCUCCGCUGCUGGACACGGGAUCUUUACCACAAGGUCUUGAGAAGAUGCCCGCUCUAGAACCGAGAUCGUCUUUGUCUCGCUGGGCUGACUCAGAAUGGCAGGAGAACCUCUCAGCUGAGAGUCCGCACGGCAGCAUGAAAAAGAGUUGUACUGAAGAACCUCAUUGGAGACAAAAAUCGCUGGCCCGUUCAACCAUGGCAGCACGAAGCUUCUCAUCGCCGCAAGGUGAGAUGGAGAUGCAUCGCCUCAGGAGAGCUCUGGAGAGGGUCUCCUUCGACCAAACUCUGGGAGGGAGGCUGGAUGAAAGUGACGGAGAAUCAAAGCCAGCAGACGUACUGUCCCACAGAAGCCUGAAUGAUUCCAGCGGACUCCUUUUUCCCGCCUCUCCUCUCGACUGGGAUAACUUCACAGACCCAGAGUAUCUUUUCACUGCCGUCUCUUUGGAGGAUCCUCCACCGGGUCAAUGUCGCUCACUCAUUCACGGGCUUCUAGGAGGCAGACCCGUGUCCUGGGAGGUCACCGUCAACCUGAGCCACCUCUGGGUGCCUGAAGACAAGAGUGCCACAGUGGUGGGAAGUGGAGGAGGAAGUGAAAGGGAAUCUUGGGAGGAGAUCGUUCACCAGCUCACCGCUCGCUCCGUCAUAAGAGACUUUGAGAAAAUGGCAGAGCGGGAGAACCAAACAGAGCACGGUUCAGCAAAGCGAUACCGUGUGAAGGCUAUCCAGACCAGCAAGCAUUGCAGUGUCACCUGUAUGUACACGGCCUUCACCAUCCUUGACAGCAACCCCAACAGAGGCUUCCAGGAAAGUAUGGAUGUCCAAAACACAGGUACACUUGUGAGGAGCAGUGGCCGGUCGCACUCAGGUAGUCGCAAGCAAAAAACCUACUCUGUAGGUCUGGGCAGACGACCUGCCAGUGGAGACUGUGAGGAGGUUGAGGACACAUUUAACUCUACAGACAGAGAUGACACCCCUACCUCACCUCAAAGCCUUACAUCCUGGGACUCCAAUGUCGGGGGCAAUGCCCCCAGUACUGCUGCCUCAGCAACAACGGGCCCCUCGUCCACACGUUCUCAGAGAUCUAUAGAGAGCAAGUCAAUGGAGAGCUUCUUUGGCACGAGGUUUCCGCUUGGCAGACUCAGAUCCUCUAUUUCAUCAGGAAGACAGGUUCCUCUCAAGUCCCACUGCCUCUCUGCAGAGACUGAGAAACAACCUGAUAAUGAAGCAUCAGACUACCUGCCCCUGGUUCGCCUGCAGCUAGCUUCAGGAGCUUUUCUCCUCACAGAGCUCUACGCCGACUGCGUCCAGAUCUCUUUAGACCGCCUAAAGAGGGCCUCACCCUACACCCUGCAUAGACGCAGCCUCAGCCCACCUUUCCGCUGCCCAUCUCCCAGCGCUCCAUCUUUGUCCUCGGCCGCUAAAACCCCCGCUAGUCAUCAUGUCACCUUCUCACCAUCGUCCUGCUCCCUCGUCAAAACAAACGCGCCUCCUUUUCACCACACCCCAGACGACAUCCCACUGAUGCUGGAGCCAAGGCUUCGCAGAAGACACCUGUCCGACCGAGAUCCUGUCACCUUGUCUCCGGACCUCCCCAGCUCCGAGGAAGGCUCCCUCGAGCUACCGAGCGGCAAUUCGCCAGGCCUGAGCCACGGCCAAGCCGACAGCGGUCGCGGGUCAGAAACAGACAUGUGUGAGGGCUCGUCGCUGGAGCUGGCCUACCUCCAAGUGAGCAGCCAAUUGGCUCAAGAUGACCUGGAGGGCUCGAGCUGGGCAACGGCAGUGGCCCUCGCUUGGCUGGAGCAUCGCUGUGCCGGAUACUUCAUGGAGUGGGAGCUGCUGGCUGCAAAAGCGGACUUCUGGCUGCGAGGUCAGGAGCUGCCAGAGGGGAUGGACCUGGCUGGGCUGAGGGGGGCCGCCAGACAGCUGUUUAUGCUGCUGCGCCACUGGGAUGAGAACAUCAAAUUCAACAUGCUGUGCUAUAACGCCAACAACAUGUGAGACAAUCACCUCUGGAAACUGAGCCAAAUGCAAGUGCCAUUAUUGAGUUAAAUCUGCCAUUUUGUUAAACAAUUCCGCUUUUAUGCAGUUAUCUUAAGAAAUGGCCUCAUCUUACUUUGCCAAAUCAUUAAGAGUCAAAGUUAAACAGUCCGUCCAAUUUUGAUAUAGGAGCGCCAAAUUUGUAUAGUGGACUUUUUUGUUUGCAAAAAUAAACUAUAAUAUGGGAACUUGACUACUUGUGGUGUCCGCACAAAAAGGGAAACAAACAACCCCUGUUGUAAGUAGCAUUUAUAUUUAUUAUAAAACGUCACAUUUUUCACUUUUC